CGGUCCAUUCUUCCCACAUAUUAAGCCUUUCAGACAACCUCGUCUUCCACAAUUCACAUCACUUUCGUACUGAAAACAAAUCUCCAAAUAAUCUCUCUCUUUCAUUUUCUUGAUUCUUGGUUUUCUUCAAUUGUUGUCUAUUUUCCUAUCAGUUUUAUUUGCCUCUUUUUUCUAUAAGCAUAAAAAAUGGAAACAAAGGAAAAUGCUGCUGCUGCUACAGCUACAGUUCAGCAUGUAACAAAAGCAUCAUCAGAUCAGCUUUUAAGGAAGUUUGCUGAGAUGGGUUCUGAAUCAGAAGAUAAAGCUUUAGCUAAGAAGGAACUCAGGUUAGCUAAACGCAGGAAAAGAAUACAACCCAUUGCCAAUGGGAGCAGCACUACUACUACUACUGCUGCUGCUGCUGUUUUGGGUGAGAGGAAGUCCCUUCUACCUCCUGCUGGUUCUCAACGAUCCGUGGCGUUGAUUCGGCGUUUAGGUAUUGGAAAAGCUAAGAUUAGAGCUAAGGAUUUCAAGAACAGAUCCUUUUUGGGUACUAUUGAGAAGACAUGGCGCAGAACUGUUGAAGGAGCUUCCAAAGUCUUCAUUGAGAAACAUUACAACCGGCACAAGCGUCUAAUAAGUGAUACGUAUUAGGUAAUGUUGUCAUGCACUUCAUAUGGAAGUUCAUUCUUACUUGUUAGAACAAGGCAAAGAUUUUGCUUUGGCUUCUCUAACUAGCAUUGAUUCAUUAUAUUCUUUCAUCCAUGGUAAGACAUAGUAACUACAUUCUUUAUGUCAUUAACAUAUCUCUCUAACGGUUUUUUCUUACUGUGUCAAGCUGCUGCUUUUGAUAUGUAAUCUUGUGUUAUUUUAUUCUCUUACUUCCAUGUUGCUGUAAUUUGAUAAGAGAAAAAGAAAGAAAGAGAUGUUAUGACAUUGAAUAUAUCAAUUUUGGUGAAAUUUCAUCCUCGAGUAGAAUGUAUCUGACUUUCUUGAGUACAAGUUAUUUUAGCAUAUAACAAUUCUUGAGACUUUCUUGGUGAAGGUUCAUUCUUGAGUAUAUAACAAUUCUUGAGACUUUCUUGGUGAAGGUUCAUUCUUGAGUAUAUAACAAUUCUGAACUUAGAGGCCUUUAAUUCCCUUGCCCCAAGUUGUACAUGUUUGCAGAUGCUAAGAAGGAAAAGGAAAACACUGAAUAUGAUUGUGAGUUAUGGUAAUAAUAUAUGUGCGGGUGAGAUCUGUGUGGAGAAAUAAGUACAGAGAAGCUAACAGCAACAGCAACGAAUAAGUCGAGAAGAUUUAUGAUCCUCAUAUUUAGGGGAUAACAUUUGGAUUCACCUAAAGCAGCUAGAGGGCUUAUAUAACAAUCUGUGUUAGUGGAUCUAGCUAGUACAGAUAGUCCAGAAGCUGUCCGAGGACUGAAGAGUAUUAUCGCUUGAUUUUCACCACACAUAUAUAAUGCGCAUUGGACCUACAUCAUCAUGUUAACUGUAAUGCCAAGGUGGUUGAAACGGAAUCCUAUCACUUGAACCACAAUUGUUCGAAACAAGAAUCACAAUGCUGCCCGUCAGUUUUCAUGAUGGUUAAUUGAAUCCUUGUCUGUUGAGUAGCUCAACCAUGUGAAUACUGAAUAGGCGUCAAGAUGAUAGGAAGGAGUCUUCUAGCAGUGAAAACAUACUUUGAAAGCUUAUCGAGGACCAAAAUGGUGAAGGAUUCAACCUAUUCAUGUUGUUCUGAGUACUCGAACAUAGGAAGGACUGAAGCUACAAAAAUAUUUUGCUGUACAUCUUAUUGGUGACUUUCGUAUUGGUAAUCUUUUUGCUUUAGAUCAGUGAUUCAAUAUUCAAGGGAUACUUCUCAUAAUUCCAAGCGAUUGCAGCACCAAGAAAAAGAAACUCAUUCCGUCUCCUGAUAUCAGUUCAGACGAUGCAACAACUCGCCAUUUUAGUUCUAUUUGGAUUUUCUUCUUUGUAACUGACUGAUUCAUUCAAUAUAAUUGGAGCAUAGCUGUUCAUAUAGGGAGCAUGAUGCAAAUAUGCAAGCGCUAUCUUUGUCACAAUCAAGUUCAACUAAAAUAUCUCGUUUGUCAUUU
Molecule: messenger RNA, 2071 nt
Organism: Nicotiana attenuata
Lineage: Eukaryota; Viridiplantae; Streptophyta; Magnoliopsida; Solanales; Solanaceae
Exons: 2
Coding region: 187-633 (148 amino acids)
Source: RefSeq, a predicted model, not a curated record